AUGAUUGCUAGUGCCGAUGGAUCUCCACUAAUUGAAUAUCCCGUUUCUAGUCAGGUGAACAAUUAUACUCUAGCCAAGAUCAAGCGCUCAGAUUUUCCAGAUGAUUUUGCAUUCGGCGCUGCAACUUCGGCUUAUCAGAUUGAAGGAGCAUGGAAUGUAGGAAGUAAAGGAAUGAGUAUUUGGGAUGUUUUCACACAGAAACAACCUGGUGGUAUUGCAGACGGUAGCAAUGGCUGUGUUGCUAUUGAUCACUAUAAUAUGUUCCGGGAAGACGUGACUUUGAUGAAGAAAUUGGGUUUGAAUUCGUACAGAUUUUCAAUAGCAUGGUCUAGAAUCUUGCCAGGAGGAAGAUUAUGUACGGGCAUAGAUAAAGAUGGAAUUAAGUUCUAUAACGAUCUCAUUGAUGCACUCUUGACAGCAGGCAUUGAGCCAUAUGUAACUCUCUUUCACUGGGAUGUUCCCCAGUGUUUGGAAGAAGAGUAUGGUGGUUUCCUAAGUAACAGAAUUGUGAAGGAUUUUUGUGAGUUUGCUGAGAUUUGCUUCUGGGAAUUUGGUGAUCGGGUGAAAUAUUGGAUCACACUAAAUGAGCCAUGGUCCUUUAGUGUUCAAGGAUAUGCGACUGGCGCUUUUCCUCCUAAUCGCGGUAAACAUCCAACAACUACAGGAGAGGCCACAACGCAUUCCCGUCUUCAUAGAGGUAGAUCUAGACAUCAUAUUGCUUGCAAGUAUGGAGAUCCUGGCACAGAACCGUAUAAAGUGGCACACAAUUUGAUCCUUUCUCAUGCGUAUGCAGUGGAUAUAUAUAAAACAAAAUAUCAGGAAAAUCAAGGAGGUCAGAUAGGGAUGACAAAUUGCGUUCAGUGGUAUGAGCCUCUUACUGAUUCUCAAGAAGAUAAGGAUGCUGCUUCUAGGGGACUUGAUUUCAUGCUGGGAUGGUUUGUAGAGCCGCUAGUAACUGGAGACUAUCCAGAAAGUAUGAUAAAAAAUGUCGGAAAACGUCUUCCGAAAUUUGAAGAAAAAGAGGAGAAGCUAGUGAAAGGUUCCUAUGACUUUUUAGGCAUAAACUAUUACACGGCUAGUUAUGCCGCCAAUGAUCCAAUAUUGCCAACAACUGAUAGUUACCUUACCGAUUCGCACAUUUUGACUUCGCAUGAUCGUAAUGGGGUGCCUAUUGGUGCGAAGGGUGGUUCGGAUUGGUUGUACAUAGUUCCAUGGGGAAUUUACAAGCUUAUGCUUGAUAUAAAGGAAAAAUAUCAGAAUCCGGUCAUUUACAUAACAGAGAAUGGAGUGGAUGAAGUCAAUGAAAAGACCAAAAGUAGUGCACAAUGCCUCUCAGAUGAAAUAAGGAUUCACUAUUUUCAAGAUCAUCUCUACAACCUUAAGCAAGCAAUGAACCAAGGCGUAAAUGUGAAGGGUUACUUCAUUUGGUCUUUGUUUGAUAAUUUUGAAUGGGCCUCGGGAUACACUGUUAGAUUUGGCAUUAUUUAUGUAGACUACGUGAAUGGACGUUUCACAAGGUUGCCAAAAAACUCAGCUGUAUGGUUGAGGAAAUUUCUCACCAAGAAGGUUGUAAAUCCAGCAAACAAAGAACCUGAAAAAGCUGACGAGCGCCGUAAAAGGCUAAGAAGCGGCUAA
This is a messenger RNA of Fraxinus pennsylvanica, 1635 nucleotides long. NCBI's taxonomy places the organism in Eukaryota, Viridiplantae, Streptophyta, Magnoliopsida, Lamiales, Oleaceae. The record is from the annotation of a GenBank genome assembly.